Anthonomus grandis grandis is the source of this 3048-nucleotide messenger RNA. It is a transcript of the gene hzg, whose product is annotated as carboxy-terminal domain RNA polymerase II polypeptide A small phosphatase 1. Gene Ontology annotation, molecular function: RNA polymerase II CTD heptapeptide repeat phosphatase activity. Lineage: Eukaryota; Metazoa; Arthropoda; Insecta; Coleoptera; Curculionidae. Bases 210 to 1121 code for a protein of 303 amino acids. The record is from RefSeq and is a predicted model, not a curated record. The transcript is spliced from 4 exons.
CUUGUCAUUUUCCUAAAAUGGUGGCACUGUUUUGAUCAAAUAUGGCGUAAAUAGGCUUGGUUAAUCAAAAACAAUUUGAGUUUUUUCGGUGGUCCAAAACAGAACUCACCAGUUUCCUAAUUAUUCAUAGAUAUCGACAGUGUCCCUUUUGUGUUAACUAUUACCGGAUAGUGGUAGCUAAUUUCAAACGGACAAUAACAAAUGUUUAAAUGGACGCAUCGUCCAUUAUCGCCCAGGUGUCGAGAGAGGAUGAACAACUGAACAGUUAUCCUCCUGAAAAAGGUAACCUCCCCAUAAGUGAAAAUGCUCCCCAAGCUAGUGAUUUCCAAGCCCCAUCACAGACCCAAAAGAAAAGCACCAGGGGCUUCCUACGUUCUCUGCUUUGCUGUCUGGGCAAACGGAAAGACAAGGAUGGCCACCAGGAACAAUGCGUUGACGGGUCUCAAUACACCCCGAGUGAUAGGGUAUCCUUCCUGUUACCUCCUGCCAAACAUCAGGACACUCAGAAGAAAUGCAUGGUGAUCGAUUUGGACGAGACUCUAGUUCAUAGCAGCUUUAAGCCAAUCAAUAAUGCAGAUUUCAUAGUACCAGUCGAGAUCGAUGGUACCGUGCAUCAAGUAUAUGUUCUGAAAAGGCCACAUGUAGACGAGUUCCUUAAACGGAUGGGUGAAUUGUACGAAUGUAUACUAUUUACCGCUUCAUUGGCGAAAUAUGCUGAUCCAGUGGCGGAUCUUUUGGACCAAUGGGGCGUCUUUAGGGCGCGACUUUUCCGAGAAAGUUGCGUAUAUUACAGGGGAAACUAUGUUAAAGAUUUAAAUAAACUCGGCAGGGAGUUGCAGCAGAUUGUUAUUGUUGAUAAUUCGCCGGCCUCAUAUAUAUUCCAUCCAGAUAAUGCUGUGCCAGUAGCUUCAUGGUUCGACGACAUGAAUGAUAAUGAACUGUUAGAUUUAAUUCCGUUCUUUGAAAAAUUGAGCAAAAUGGACAACGUGUAUACGGUAUUGUGCAACUCCAACAGACCGUACAACAAUUCGCAGCAACAAAUAAUGAACGGCCCGAACAGCACCAACAAUUUAUCGGCUGCCGCUCAGCAAAACCAACCGAUUUCAUUACCCACUACGUAGCAUUCACUAAUUAGCAGGUAUACAAUUUUUAACCGGAUAUUCUCUCCUCUCUUUAAGCGUGCGUGAGAGCGAGAGAAAAACACAGUUGGGCUUGGAAUGUGCUAGUUUUUAUUUUCGGUGACUUAUCCCCCCUUAUCCACCCCUCGUGCGAGAAGAGUAGCCAGAGUUAGAUUAAAGGAAAACAGUAUAUUUUUGCAUCAUAAUAAUAAUAAGAGUAGAGGUUUAAGGGAUACACAAUAAACUACUACUUGAGAGUCAAUAAAUUUAAAUACUUUGACGAUGUUUGUAAUAAUAUAGAAAUUGCUCAUUGGUAUUUUCUUAAAUGUGAUGUUGUUGUAUUAGGCUUGUUUUACUAAAGCCCCGUUCCUUAGGACAUUUUUAUGCGUCUCGUGCUAAGGAGAAAAAUUGAUAUUUCUUAUUUUAUUUGCUACUUUGCGACUGUAGUCAAAACAUUAGAAACGUCAGCUCUACUCUUAGGAUUUCUUAGAAUGAUUAAAUACUAAAAUUAAACAAAGCACAAACAAGUAAAUAAUUAAAUUCUAAGUCAUUUGUGUACUCUAUAAAUAAACCAAUUUACUUCUAUGAACCGAUUCUUAACCCUAAAAGUUGCUUACCAACUUCAUUUUGCGUAAAAUACGGUAAUAAUAGUUUUUCUUUAAACGGCGGCAAAGUAAGUCGUCAUAGAUCUACUUGCCGCUAUUUUUGUUAAAACGCUGUGAUACAUUUAUGUUAAAUUCUGAACAAAUAUUUGAUACUUUUUCUGUAAAUUAUUAAUUAUUAAAAAAAACUUUGACAAUUUCUAUUGACACAAUUGUUUUUCAUUCAUUCGCAAAGUGGCAUAUAACACUAUUUUAUAUAAGUAGUAAAGUAAGUAAAACUUUUGGUAUUAUAAUGAGCCCUUAAGAGAACCAAACAAUUUUUGUAACUAAAUGGCUUUGCCAAAUCUUAAUUUCUACGUUAAAGGAGAGAGAAAAAAGAUAAACCCGCUUGUAAAACAGGCCUUCCUCCGCAUUUUUUGUAACUGACGUUAAAAUUUGGGCAUUUUUCACUUUUAAAAUUUACAAGGCAACAUACAAUCUAAUCUCUCGGAAACGAGGGAUUAUGUAGAGACAGUAGGGACAAAAGUUCCAAUUAACAGUGGCCUUAACUAAAUAUCUAUUUGUUUUUUGCAAUUUAUACUGUAGUAGAGAGUUGUUUAUUGAGGGCUUUUUAGAGUGCGUACCUGUUAAAGCUUUUUUAUACAGUUAUUUUUCUGGACUAUCAACAAAUACUUAGUACACAUAUCAACAAAUCAUUCAUUUUUGUCAAUGAGUAGUAAAAAGUGCCAUAAAAUCACCUACACUUUAACAGGGACGUAAUUCUAUAUUAAGAAUAAAGAAACUUUGGUUUUACAUCACGUUCAUCAAGCUCUAAACCCGGAUUAGGUUUCAGAAACCUAUUAAUUUAAUUUUUUUUUUGUUUAGUACAAAUCUGUAAUUUUAUCGCGAAAAUUCGUACAUUGUAUUAGCGUAAAACAGCAUUCUUUUUAAGCUUUAUGUUUUAUUUUUUAUCGAGAAAAUGUACAGUUUAUUUUUUAGUAAUAUAUUAUUAUUAUUAUUAUUAUUAUUGUAUUCUCUAUUAAUUAUUAAUAAAAUUUAAUAUAUUUCAAUUUUUAUUGGUUAAAUGACGAGUGGAUUGUGCGUGUGUGUGAUUUUAGCCCAAAAUUAUUUUAUAUAUUUAACAAGCAAUAAUUUGGCCCCCUAAGUUCGUUUUUAUGCCACUUCAAAAAGUCUUUUCAUGAACAUAAAAAAACCCGGGGCCACAAAUUGUACAUUAAUAUACAUCAUACUUUAAUAUUAACAAUAUUUUUAUAUAUUUUUGUUGUAGAGUAAUAUUAUUAUUGUUUAUGUUGAUUUUAAAAUGUAUUAAAAACCGGAAAUGUACAAUA